Oryza brachyantha (malo sina) is the source of this 975-nucleotide messenger RNA. Its product is annotated as putative protein phosphatase 2C 24. The record is from RefSeq and is a predicted model, not a curated record. The transcript has a single exon. Lineage: Eukaryota; Viridiplantae; Streptophyta; Magnoliopsida; Poales; Poaceae. Bases 1 to 975 code for a protein of 324 amino acids.
AUGGAGGCACUGCCGCAGAUACGGCAGACCCUAAGCGAGAUCGACGGCCGCGUCCCGGAGGCGCUCCGCGUCUCGAUGGGCGUCCGGUUCUGGGCCACGCCGGCGCUCACCCCCGGCGCGCGCGACGACAUCGCGAGGUUCGCCGCGGCCUGCCUGCAGCACCAGCCCGAGGAGGACGACCCCAUGGAGAUCGAUUCCCCCGGGGGUGCAUCUGGAGGUCUGGAGUGCGUCAUGGCGCCGCGGUCACUGCAGCUGUUGCCGGCGUCGUGCUACCUGCCUGACCACGACGAGGACAUGCACUUCAUGCGCCAGGAGUCCGGCGUCAUCGGCGUGGCGGACGGCGUCGGCGGGUACCGCGAACGGGGCGUCGACGCCGCCGCGUUCGCGCGCGCCCUCAUGUACAACGCCUUCGAGGCGGUGGUGUCCGCCGCGCCCGGGACGGGCAUCUGCCCCUACGAGCUGCUGCAGUACGCGCACCAGGAGGCGGUCGCGGCGCGCACGCCGGGGGCGUCGACGGCGGUGCUCCUGUCGCUCGCCGGCACGACGCUGAGGUACGCCUACGUCGGCGACAGCGCCUUCGCGGUGUUCCGCGCCGGCAGGCUCUUCGUCCGCUCCAAGGUGCAGCAGUGGAGCUUCAACUUCCCGUUCCAGCUCUCCGCCCAGGGCGGCAACACCGCCUCCGAUGCGGCGCGCGGCAGCGUCGAGGUGGAGGAAGGCGACGUGGUGGUGGCCGGGACGGACGGGCUGUUCGACAACGUGUCCGACCUGGAGCUCCAGCGGAUCGUCACGAUGUGCAGGUCGCUGGGGCUGUCGCCCAAGCACACGGCGGACGUCAUCGCCGGCUUCGCCUACGAGGCGUCGAUGACGAGUAACAGGGACACGCCGUUCAGCGCCCAGAGCCGGGCACACAACGGGACGUCCUUCCGGGGAGGGAAGAGGGACGACAUCACCGUCGUCGUCGCCUACAUCGUCUGA